AUGCAAGAAGUUCAAUAUAUAACGAAGGGUCGCACUGCAAUUCAAAUUCAACGGCUAGUGAAUUAUCAGCACAUCCAAAAGAGAGGUAUGGGGCUACAAGUACAAUUCGUAGCAGGCAUUUUGCUGCUCUUUGCUGCAUUUGAGAUAUGGCGUGUUUUAAUGUCGCUUAUCCUCGCCAUGAUUGUAAAAGCCGGCUUGUUAAGGAACAUUGUUAUCAAUUCGCAAACAAAACUUUCAGUGACAACAGCGACAUUUAAGAUCUCGAUUAGGAAACAUCUGUGGCAAUUUCUUCGACAACCAAAGCAAAAAAAUCUUUUUGUGUUGAUGAUCAACAUCGCGCCGAAACUGGCAAACGUUAAACACUCAUGUCAGUUUGAAGGACAUCCGACAUCCGUCUUGGAGUGCCUGGAUGUUGAGCGACACAAUGAGGACAAACGUUCACCAAUUUUUAGCAUUCAGCACGGAAGUAUUUCCAUGCAUGCAGUAUAUCAGCUUGGAAAAAACGAGCUCUUAUGUAAAAUGAUAAUAUCGCAAAAUGAUGUCUCGAAAGCUGUUUUGCAAGGGUUAUAUUUAAAAGGGACUGCAGCUCUCGGUCUCACUGAAUUUAUGCUACAUGUGCCUCUUUACCAAAGCUGUGAAGUCUUAUGCACUCCUAUCCCGUCUGCGUAUUCAGUGGUCAUUGACAUGAUUGAACUGAGCAUUGAUCUGAAGCAAUUUCUUCAAGCAGUAUUGUGGUCAAAGCAGCCGCAAUAUCUUAACGGAUCCACAGCUGCUUCGUGUUAUCCAAAUUUUGAUUCAAAUAUUGUAAAUGAUGAUCGUAUGUGUCGCACGGUUAACUUACUGCAGCUUGCAGAAAUAUUUCCGGAAAAAUUGUUCUGUGAGAUCCACAAGCUGAAAGUGAAUGUCGUUAAUAGGGACACACUUAAUCAUCUUGAUACUUUAUGUUCGUUGGAAUUUAAUGCAUUUCGUGCUGAUUUAAUGGACAAUACUACUAAAAACGAAGUCUUUCAACAUUCAAGUCGAUGCACAAUAGGAUGUGAGUCAAAUGAAAGUGAGAAGGAGUGCGAUAAAAAGCAGCCAAUUUUAAAAUUUCGAUUUACGAUUCGUGGAAGCAGUCGUAAUAUGAGUGUUGCGCUAUCACAACAGCUUGAGCCGUGGGUGGCGUCAUGCUGCACAGUAUAUGAUGCCACAGUACUCGAACAACAAGAAAAUCGCCUGGUAUCGCAUAUAGAUAAUAAUUACCAACAUAAAUUAUGGUCGAUUGCGGAUUAUUGUGAUCAAGAGUCAGAUGCACAAUUCAAAGUGCAAAACAUUUCAAUCACCUUUCAACCUCUUAGUCGAACGUGCGAUGUUCUGCCGAAAUGUGCUCCCAGCAUUCAAUUCAUUCUGAAUGAGAUCAGUGUGUACAGUUAUCCAUUUGCAAACGAAGAUUCUUCAAGCCUUCGAGCAAAAGCAGAUAUCCACUGCUGUCGUUUGCAAGGUUUCUACCUCACAAAUGACGAUCUGGACAUGUUUUCAUUUUUAUCGAUUGAUUUUGUGCGAAUUUUUGUUAGUCCGGUAUAUUCAGGAAUGCAGAGUGAUGUGCAUGCAGAAGUAGAAACGGAAGUUGAAUGGGUGGAAGUAAAGUGGGCUCCUGAUGUAUUGCAUGCAAUCGGAGGGGCGAUGGAAUUAGGAGUUUUCUGUUUGGCUUCGCUAUUGCAUGAGUCAAGACACUCGGCAUCAGAACUGAAAUUUACGAGUUACAAUCACAAGUCAAAGGUUCAAUCUAGCGUGAAACUGGCGCCAAUGCACUUGAUGGAAGAUGUAUCUGGGAAUGUUCUUUCUUCCGGUGAAGUGCUUAUUUUUCGGUGCGUUGCUAAGCAUAUCUGUGUCAUUUUCCCAUUGAUAUACUGUGAGCAGCAACGUCUCGACUGUGUGACAGUUGAGACGUUUACAGUUAGCACCGAAAAAGCUACAGGGCGACUCCGAAUUUCACUAUUGGAUGCAAAAGCAUUUCCAAGUCAGCAGUCAUCAGAAAAACUUUUUGAAGCAGCUAAAAAACAAACCUCUUUUUUUUGGCAAGAUCAUUUUCGAAAAGAGCUCAUUACGUCUCGAACAACGCGUGAUCGCAUCUUGCGAACCAAGGAAUUCUCCAUUUUCAAAACUGAUGCACUCUUUUUUUCAGCUAAAUGCUUCUCGCUCGAAGAGUCUCGAAUAGUCGGAACCUCAAUGACAGUCGUCGACCUCUUUGUGGAUGGUGUUCAGCUUAAGUGGAAUAUUUCAACUCAACUUCGAAUUUUGGAGCUCAUCCGACAAAUUACAUUUUCAUCGUGGGAAAUGAUUUACCGUGCUCGAAGUGCGUAUGCGAAAUAUUGCACUCCAUUUGACAGUAUUUACAACCGUGUACAUGGUUUGAACCCACCACUUGAUGAUCUCGACGAAUGCUUGCGCUAUGAAAAACAAUUUGCGGAUCAUAUUAGCGCAUCCGGCGGAAAAUUGCACCGUCUUUAUGCCACAAACCUCACAAUCAAUGCUAAAAUAUGCGAUCAAGUUGCCGUCGACUUGACUCUUGGCGUGUUUGCUAGUGACGAUCUACCAGAAGUGUGGCUCUUUCAAAGCGUUUCAAUCAAGGUCAAUACGCUUGAGAUGGUGUCGGUGGCUCGUGUUCAUGUCAGGCACACCUUAAACGAAGACCACGAUCACGUCUUCGGUGUACUCGAAGAAAUGCUUCGCAAGCGGCUAUUCGCUUGUCAACGCUCAACUUCGGUACUUGAGCAGACAGUGGUCAAUGGCAUACUUAUCGAGAUUCAGACUCUCCAGAUUCGCAUAAGUCAUGACUUUCCACUCAAAGCUUACCUUGAUGCUGUUCAAGACACAUUCGAUCCUUUCAAAGAACAGCUAAGCGCGGCUGUAUUGGCGGACUGGAGACCACAGCAAGAAAUAUUUUAUCAAUAUUUUUUGCGAACAUCAGUUGCCUCUCACCGACCCGAAGUGUGGUUACGCUUACGCGACGUAAGUUUUGAAUGCCUUGGCAGCUCGUUCGAGAGCUGGCUUGAGAAAAUAUAUCCCUUGUGGAUCGAAGAAAUUGCGGAGCAAGAGUUAAGGGCUCAUGUAUUGGACAAGCACAUUGAAGCGCACAGACUAUCAGAUGUUGAUGAGCAUAACGACACCUCGUAUACAGAAUUGAAAGCACUUUUGAUCAAGAAUAACGCGAGCGCGUACAUUUGGAAAGCAAAAAAAAUGGUUCAUAAAACUUGUGAUGGAGAUAAAGGGCCUUUUUUCAAGGUAAGCCUUGGUCACCUCGAAUUCGACGUAUCGUUUAAAGAAGACAUCGCUACUUCGUGGGAUAUUAUCAAAAGCUUGGAUGAAGCUACGAAAGAGCUUGAAGGGGCAUUCAAGACGGCUAAACGGAAUUUUACACAUUUUACGCCAUCUUGUCGAUUUUUCAUGGGAUUGCAUGUUAAAUUGGGUGUCACGGACUUAGCAGUGAAUAUGAGACGGUUUCUAACCCCAUUGCUGACUUGGGAUAACCUUAAACUCACAGGAGACAUAUUUUUUACUGCAUAUAAUAGUGGAGAAAUCAACACAGAUCUAUCGAAAGCCAUGCGAUGUUUCUUAGAUCUCUCUAUUGAUAUUGCGUGCCCAGUCAUAUAUUUCAGUCCUGGCUACCUAUACGCGCUUGAUGAUCUGUUGCGAUUAGCUUCGGGGUGUAUCUCUUGUGGAUCAUAUGAUUUUGAUAAAGAUGAUUCAGUCUCUCUUGUGGAUACUGUGCGUAGGCUACUUCACGGUAAUAUUUGUGCUACUAUAACCAAUGCAAGUGUCCGCCUUUUUUGCGAGGCAACAUCAUUCCAAGUAGCAGAUUUUCUUGAGCUACAUGUACACCAAGCUCGAUUUGCUUAUAAUUUUGGCUCAAUCGACAUCGAAUUGACACGCGUGGCGGCAAAAAUUGAGCCUAAAUCUCUGUCACACAUUGCGGAGCUGAGCCACUUGAAGCUUCAUAUUUGGUUCUACUGGGGCUGUCUGACGAACCCAAACAUGCAUUACGACUAUCCAAUUGAAUAUAUUGGCUCUGACACCUUAAGCGAGCGAUUCAUUCUGCAUCCGCCAAUUUCGGUAGAUACUAUUCCACAAGAGACAGGGACUACGUCAAUACCGAAGUUCUAUCAGGCCACGAAAUUAUCCAUUUUCAUCAAAGGAAAAAUAUGUCCCUUACAGCCAGAAAGUGGUGACUCCAAUGAAGGAUUGUUGCCGCGUGGCAUGGGAGCUCCUACCGCCGUCGUACUUUAUACCGAAACCGCCGAGUAUUUAAUAAAAUUUGUCCAAGUAUAUCAAGAUGCAUUUCGGUACUCGCAUGUUCGACGUCGUAAUCAUAGCGUUGUAAAACCUACAUUGAUGCUAGCAAACAUUGGGAGCUAUCUGGAAGGCCUGACAAUCGAAAAGUUUGAUUUGAUUGGACUGGAUGUAGCCCUUUAUGCGAGUGAAAAGCAUCCUGUUGGUAUUCGAGCAUUUCUCGACGAUCGAAUUAGCUGUUCCGGUGCUUUGUUUAAAAGUUCGCACACAAUUUUUAGCGGUAGAGAAGUCAAGGAAUCGGAGGAUUAUGGCGCCGACGACACUAAGUUUAACGUGCGUCGGCUUUCUUUUUUACUUGGAGAUGCGACUUGGAUCGUGCACGACGUCAAUGUGGAUACGCGGUGUGUUCAGGUACGGGUGUGUACGUCGGAGUCUGGAAGCAGAGGGGAGCCGCUUGUGUCCUUACAGCACACAUCACUUAUUAUUGGAGGAGGCACUGAACAAAUUUUAUCGCAUGAUGAUAGUCCGAUAAAAGUGCCAAGUCGACCUGUGAUGAAGCGUGGCAAUACUGCCCAGCUCUUUAAUAUUGUUCAGUCACCAAGUGAAGUCGGGACAAAAGAACGAGCAGGGCAAAGCAUUUUAGAGUAUUUUGACAUUCCACACGAAAAUCCGUUCAGUUACCGUGAAUCCGACAGCGACUCUGAGGAUGAAUUUGAAGCUGAAAAGAUUGAAAAGCAAGUCGAAGGAUGUCAAAAUAACGAAUUUGAUGAGAUUCGACGUGCUGGCUUUUUGCUUGGAUUGCUUUCGGCAAAUGUUCGAGCGACAGUCACAAUAGUCGCGAUAGAAUCUUUGAUCGACAUUUUCGAUACUUGGGAACAAGUGAUUACGACAAACUUACCAGAUCUGUUUCUUGAUUUAGCAGCAACUGCCACGUUGCUUGAAAAUGAUGAACAAGGCUUCGGUGUUGUUGUCGACGAGUCAAACCAUAGUCCGAAGCAAUUUACAUCCUUGGCCCAAGAUCCAAAAUUUAGCGGGCUUUGUCUCCAAGGCGGAGCUGACACUCCUGCCAAUUUUGACAAGAGUCAACACUUUGAACCAACGCCAUACUCAAACGCAGAUAGUGUACGGUCUCCUCGGGAGGAGUCCAGCUUCCUUGCAAGCCAAGUAGAGCGUGCUCAAAGUAGUGAAAACUUAAACAGCUCUCGAAAUGUGAAUCCCAAAAAGGUUCAGGAUUUUAUCAUGGUCAAGUUCGAAGACUGCCAAAUUAGCAUUCAAAAUCAGCGCCAUAAAGGGUCAGUGCUGCUAGCUUUAAGCUCAGGUACGCUACAACACGCAAUCUCACAGGACUCCAGUCGUGAACGUAUCAAUUUGAACGUCGACGGCUUUCAAGUUUUUACUGCUCCACUUGAUGUUGAUGUAAAGUCGCAUGUUACUUGGCUUAAAUCGUUAUCAGACGGGUUGUAUUGCCCUAGUUCGUAUGGCUUGCUAAGACAAGUAAUUGCGCCAAUUCCCACCCAAGUGACUAUUUGGAUCGAUCAUGAAAACAGUCUUGACAAGAACAAAAUUAAACUGGAAAUACCAGCCAUCGAGAUCCACAUCAACCCUGUGUCAAAAGAAAUUCUUGAAAAGCUAAUCGCAACUAUAAUAGAGCUUAUCCAUGCCAAAAGGGCUGAGAAAAAGAGCCGCUAUAACCCAUUUCUACUUCAACAGUCGUUGAAGAAAGUGCUGUGCCAAAAGCGCUCUUUCCAUCAACUACUUGCAAUAAAACGACAACUUAAAUGGAAAAUUGCAGCCCUUCAAGGUCAACAGCGGUGUGGAAGGUUCUGGCACCUUGAUGAGCGUGCAAUGAUAGGUCAAUCUGCAUUGAAAAAUGCUUUGUACUCCGUGUUGAACCUUGAAAAGGCGUAUCGAGAACAUUUGAUUUCAUCGGAAUCAUCGGCUAAUGAUGUCCUAAAUGCCGGACUAAUCAGCUUUGCGACGUUAAUUCGCUACGGUGGGCAGAUAAUGGACGGAUUGCUUGAACUGACGCAAAAAUAUGAAGCACUGUCCGACUUGACUCGGUCAAUGGCUCAUGAGAUUCAAGAACAAUAUAAUUCAAGCUUUAUGCAUGAUGUUGAUAUCGAAUUGACUCUCGACCGCGCUUCGUUAACGCUCCAUGGGGAAUUUUUUGAUAUUGUUCGAACUCAAUUAAGCUCUUUAAGCUUGCAAAUGCAGCUAUUCGAAGACCAUUCGGGCAAGUUUACGCUAUGUCUACAAAAAUUUUCCAUUAUAAACCUUAGCCCGGCGACACCUUAUCCAGAUUUGCUACUGCCAACACAUUCUCGAUCUUGGGCAGGGGAUGAAGUGUUUCUUCGCAUAAAUGCUGAGAUUGCAAAACCAAUCAACAACACCACAAUUAUCCAACAUUUCGAAGUAAAUGUCCACCCCAUUCAGGUUUGUAUUACUCAGGAAAUUAUCUUGCAGCUUAUAGCAUUUUUCGCGCCCUCGGACAAUACCGACAAUAUCAAGGAUGAAAAGCGUGAGGAAGUACGAUCUCAAUUUUUGCAAGCUCGUACUUGCUCGACUAGCGACAAACGAGUCGGUUCAGCGAUCUUCAAGGCCGUCAAGGUCGCGGGUAAAACGGUAGCGAACCCUCUCAACCAUGGACGUGCUUCUCAUGGAGACAGUGAUGAACAAAUUGUACCAUCAUGUCUGAAUUCGAAAGCAGAAACUGUUGGCCUUGUUUCUAAAGACCCAUCGCAGUGGAUUGCACAGCUUGUAAACUUGUCACCUUCUCACGAUUUGCUUCCAUUUACCUCGGACGACGCUGACCAGCAUGCGCCUCAGAUUUUAAACGAUGAAAAAAGCGAUCGUGUUUCGAGCAGCACUUUGUUUAAACGCAUUCGAUUAGGAACGGUUGAGGUGGUGCUUACAUAUAAAAACAAGAAGAGCAAUAUAGGGAAUAGCAGUACAUCACAUCUUCAUCAUCCACAUAUGUUGCAGCCUCAAGCUCUAGAAGAUAUGCGUGGCUUUGAAAUCAAAACUCGCGCUCUUGUGUAUUGUGACAAAAGCUGCUCCCCUUUUGAUUUACUAUUAAGAAUUCGACGCGACAUCCUGCUCGACGUGCUCUCUCAGGUUGGUCGUAACUUUACAAAUAUCGGCAACUUUCUACGGGACCAAAUCGAUUUGUCUUGUUGGGCGGCUUUUGAUGGAUUGGCACCUCUCAAGUCUCUCUCAACGACAGUUUCAUCAUUUAAAGCUACAGGGCUAUCCCACACAGGUGUAGUCGUGCCUUAUCCCGACUCUACAGAUCCAAACGGGCUUGAUUCAGAAAAAAAAGACAAAGACCCGAGUGCAGUCUUAAUAUCUUCGACAUCGACUGCCUUCCACACGGGCGAGCUUCUCUAUACACGGAGAGGAUCUGAUGUGCGGAGCGGAUCCGACGCCGAUUCCGCGACGUUAUCUAUCCCAAGAUCAAUCGACACUGCUCACCAUAAGCCUAUCGCGGUGAAACGAAUAAUGACAAAUCUAUUCUCGAGAAAAAAGUCAAGUUUAUUACCCGCACCUUUCACGAGCUCAUAG
Molecule: messenger RNA, 7830 nt
Organism: Plasmopara halstedii
Lineage: Eukaryota; Oomycota; Peronosporomycetes; Peronosporales; Peronosporaceae
Product: FMP27, C-terminal
Exons: 8
Coding region: 1-7830 (2609 amino acids)
Source: RefSeq, a predicted model, not a curated record